UUUCCCCGGCUCGCUCUUCGCUUUCGAAAUCCAACGACUCUCAACUACUGAUUUUCGCCCUUUGACUUGUUUUCUGUAAUCCCUCCCUCGGGCGUCAUCUUGGAGUGUAAUCUCGAAAUAAGGCACAAACAGCGCGACUACCAAGGAUCUUUGCGACGACAACAUUCGUAACGACGACAUUUGCUUAGCCAACAUCCGCUCCCGGAGGUGGACACUAGAAACGUUUACUUUGGAAGAAGACUAUGAGAUUGUGAGAAAACACUACAACAAUGGGUUGUGGUUUGUCUCGCGAAUCCCAGGCCGCGGCCACCGAAGGCAGUGAAAGCGCCGCUGUCACUGCUGCACGACACACGACUCCAGAUCCCUCUACCACCAACCCUCGCACCGUACCCUCUCGCACGAGUUCCGCAAACACACCUACAGAUUUGAACGAUCGCCCUAAUGCGCCUUUGCGCGCUGCACCCACCGUCAAGCAUUCGCCGCCGCAACUGGCACUGACGCCAUGGACACCUUCGGAACUCGCCCGCCAACGCGAAGCCUUUUUCGAAACAAGAGUCAGCGGUGAGGCGGAGAUGUGGGCUGCGAUGAAGCAGGUUGCCGAGUUGUUGAGGGUGGGUGAUUUGAGGUCUGCGCAGACGAUUUUGGAUGCUACGGGCGCGACGUGUCCGAGUGGAAGGUUCUGUGUUGAGAGGAGAAGAGGAGGGCAGAAAAAGGGUGGUGUGUAUGAUGACAAGGGUUUGCUGUAUGAGGUUCCUGGAUGGGUAGUUUCGGACCCUGAGGAUCUUGUUGCGGAGGCGCAAAUCGAAGGCAAGGAUAUCAAUGAAGAGUCGGAAGACGAGAUUGAUGCCGAGAAGGGUGUUGUCUGUGAAGAAAAGAUUGGAGAGUUGGUCAGCGUGCGGGCAAGACUCAGCGAUCGCGGCACUGAUGUCGUGGUCGAGAUGGGCACGAAUCAAAAGGUGUCGGUCCUGGUCAAGAAGGUGCAAGAGAAGGCCGGCAUUGAACAAAAGAUCAAGCUGGCAUACAUGGGCAAGAUCCUCGACGAGUUCAAGCCACUGUCACAGACGGGCUGGAAGGAAGGUCAUAUCCUCAACGCCUUGGUCUUUGGUUGAUAAAACAGUCGACUUGCGAUUUCUUUUCUUGUCUCGAACUGAAUUGUGGGAAGGGAUUUGGUGCAUCAGCAGCGGGCGUUUACAAUUUUUUGGCGCAUGGUGUAUACGCACAUGGGCAUCUUUGGGAGGUUUCCUUUUCGUUCUUGUUUU
Messenger RNA from Aureobasidium subglaciale EXF-2481, 1259 nucleotides. RefSeq lists its product as uncharacterized. The record is from RefSeq and is a predicted model, not a curated record. Bases 270 to 1109 code for a protein of 279 amino acids. NCBI's taxonomy places the organism in Eukaryota, Fungi, Ascomycota, Dothideomycetes, Dothideales, Saccotheciaceae. The transcript has 2 exons.